AUGGAUGUGGAUAUUGAGACGCUGCGAUGUUCGUUGCAGAACAAGCCCUUCUACCUCAAGGAGAAGUCGCUGCUCCAGAUGAUCCAGCAGGCUGAGGCAGUCCACCUUCAGAAACAGGAGCUGCUUGCAACCACCGAGUGCCUCGCAUGUGUUGCUGGCCCGGUCGGGGCGAAUUCGACAUCAGCCACCAUGACCAAGGAUGGCCAAGACUUGCCGAAAGAUGCGGCUCUCGAGAUUUCAGCAAGCUCCAAGCCCGAGUGCUCUCUGCAAGGUUACCAAGUGUUCGUGAAGAUGCUAAAAGGCCAGACGCUGACCUUAGACGUGGAAGGAAGUGACACCAUCGACAGCUGUAAAGAACUAAUUCGAUGCCGCGAAGGCAUCCCGCCCGACCAGCAGCGCUUGAUUUUCAAGGGAAACUUUCUGGAAGACGGACAUACCUUGUUAGAUUGUGGCAUCGAAAAGGAGUCCAUCUUGUUCCUUGUCAAGAAGACCAAGUAUGGCCAAGACUCGCCGAAGCAUGCAGCAAGCUCCAAGAUCGAUUGCAAUCGGCAAGGUUACCAAGUGUUUGUGAGGAUGCUAAACAAGACGCUGGCUUUUAACGUGGAAGGAAGUGACACCAUUGGCAGCUGUAAAGAAUUGAUUCGAGACCGCGAAGGCAUCCCUCCCGACCAGCAGCGCUUGUUUUUCAGGGGGAGCAAGCUUGAAGACGGACGGACCUUGUCAGAUUCCGGCAUCGAAAUGGAGUCCACAUUGCACCUCCUGCUGCCUUUGCGCGGGGGCAUGUACGAUGAGAUCUCCGGACGGCAAGGCUUCGAAGUGCUUCCCGACAAAAUCGUCUUCGAGGAUGGAAGCUCCUGGACGGUGGACGGAGGUUUAGUGAGCCUUCCGUGUAGCGGUGAUGACGAGCGACAGCGAAAGAUGUCUUCGUUUUCCUCACUUGAAGAGAUGGUGAGCCACCUGGAGUCGUCUCGGGUGGAGUUCUUGCUUCGGCGCUUAGAGCAGAUCCAGACGAGGACCCACAUAACCGAGAAGGAAGCAGGUGUGUGGAGGUCCAGAGGCAACUAA
This is a messenger RNA of Symbiodinium sp. CCMP2592, 1065 nucleotides long. Lineage: Eukaryota; Dinophyceae; Suessiales; Symbiodiniaceae. The record is from the annotation of a GenBank genome assembly.